AUGGAACAGCUCGAGGGAGAUGAUGAAUAUUUUACUCCAAUGACGCAGUCAAAGAAGGAAGAGUUGCUACGGCUCGAAUCCGCUGGCAAGACGCCAAGACGUGUUAAAGUGUAUCUUCUAAAAGGAGAAGACUGGAUCGAUAAUGGAACAGGGUUUUGUCUGGGAGAAAUUGACAAAGAUACCAAAGUCCCCUACUUCCUCGUGCGAAAAGAAGCCAAUAUGAAAGAAGUGAUUCUCAAAUCAAAUCUAGAAGGAUCUAUUCAGUAUCAACGACAGCAGGAUACCCUUAUUGUUUGGACUGACCCAUCGGGGUCAGAUCUAGCCUUGUCUUUUCAAGAAUCAGAAGGUUGUGCUGACUUGUGCGAUUUUAUCAUUAAGGUGCAACAGGGUAAUUACAGCCCCCACAUAUCCCUAUACUAUGUUAUCUCCAAACUCCCUGAUAGUGAGGAUAUCACAGAGCUAGUUACUGGACCAAUACGAUACCCCCCUGCACUACCGAAUGAGGAAAACUUAGAACGUGUUCUUGACAUCUUGAAUCAGGGCACCAGCUCUCAAUUUGGGAGGACAAACAUUCUGGACUACUUGGUAGAGAGCAAUUAUUUCGAUAAAUUGAUGAAAAUCUUUGAGAACGCAGAGUCUACUGAUAAUAUAGUGGCAUUGAAGCACUUGAGUGGCAUUGCGAGAAUAUUGUUGUCGUACAACGAGCCAACAUUGCUUGAAGAAAUGCUUUCUUCGGAGAAAAAUAUCCAUAUUCUUGCGGGGAUGUUGGAAUAUGACUCGAGCGAUUCGGGACCCAAACACAGAACACUUUUCAAAGAUAUGCUGUUUAAAACUGUGAUUCCUAUAGAUGAGAUCGACCUUUUCAAAAGAGAUUACUCUUUGUCCAUUUUAAAAGAUCUUAUUUUGGUCAAAUAUUCAGAUGACGAGAGCCAAAGUCACUUGAACUCUUUGAUAUAUACAAGUCAACUCAAGAUCUUGAAUUGCUUAAGAAGCGCUGGGAUUCUUGAGAAAUUAUUUGAGAUCUAUGAGAGUGAAGCGAGUGUUGAUCUCAGGCGUGAUGGGAUAAAGAUGCUUCACCAAUAUGUCCAAACAGCGAAAUCUAUCCAAAAACAAGACUUUUUCGCUCUGCUAGUUAGGCCGGGGUUGUUUUCAAUGGUAAACUUUGCCCUCACUGAUUCUGAAAUUGAGAUACGAAAUGUGGGUACUGAAUUGAUUGUCAACAUCAUUGAGCAAAAUGUUGCUUUGGCAACUUCUGAGGACCAAGAGCGAGCGAUUGACAAUUCUGAACCGCCAGUACAGCCAUCGCUGGGGGAGACAACACCAAUCGAACCUGACGAUGAUGAUCUUGUCGCACAAGUCGGAGUCACAGUGAGCAACUCUCAACUAAAUUCAUUCAGUAAAGAGUUUUUCUCAAUUUUGGCCAACAUCUUAACCAACGAUGAGCAUCUAGGACUCAAAUAUCAAGCGUUUGAAGCAUUGAAGACAUUAUUGGAUCCAAAUGUGUUAGGAAGCAGUAUCACAUCGGAAGAAGGUGUGGACAGAGUGGAACAAAGAGAAGUCAAAGAGGAAGAAGGAGACGUGUAUCUGAAUCUAAAGUAUGGUAUCGGAGCUAACAAAGAUGACAGCUAUGACGCUGAGAAGUUCGAUCAUCUAACUUUUUUUUACACAAAAGUGGCCCCAAAGUUAUUUGCCAAGGUGACUGCAAUGAGUAAUUCAACAGAAGCAAUCGAGUCAGUUUCUCGAACUGACUCAGCUUUAUUCCUGCUAUUAUGUGAACUUGCUAUAUUUGGUCUUAGAGAGCACGAUGUCGGGCUUGUCAAAAGUUUCCUUACUGAAUACAGGGUCAUUGAUGGUAUUGUCAAGCUUUUGAACUCCAAGUGCAAAAAGGUUUUGAAGCUUCACGUUGUGAGAUGCUUGAGAAGCAUUGUUCUACUCAAUGACGAUGGUUUAACGAAUUACUUAUUGGAAAAUGAUAUUCUCAGGGCAUUGUUUUUCUAUUUUGAGUCUGUUGCUGCUCAAAAUGACAUGUGUAACUCAGCAUGUUUAGACUUUUUGAAUCACAUCCGUAUUCAAAGCGACGCAAAGAAUUAUAGAAAGAGAAGCAACUUCAAGCAGAUUGCAAGGUAUUUGAGCAAACACCAUGGUAACCUUUUGCAAUCUGUAACGUGCAUGAAAAUCGGCCCCACGAUAGCAGCUUUGGUUGCCAAUGAUUUUUAUGAGACGGAAAGUGCAUCUUUGGGAAUAUGCGGUGAAACCAAUUUAGAGCAGCUAGGAAUCCAUGAAAGUUUCAUUGGAAAUGGUUUUAGCUGUCGUAAGGAUAUCGACAAGUUGAAUCCAGGGACUACAAGCACUCUUGCAGUGGAAAGCCUUGGUGGCAGUCUCUUGGAAGUACGAUCACGUCGAGGUGAGCAUACCAAACCGGAAAAUGAAGCACAAUCUGAUCCCGAUGGAGGGUCUAAAGAUGACCCAGUAUUGACCUCAACCGAUUCUAAAGCUGGGGAGAAAAGACCACGAGAUCUGCAUCAGCCAAUCGACUCGACACUUAAGAAAAGAAAUUAUGCGGAUAUUGAGAAAGUGAACGGACCCCUAGAUGAAAGCGUGGCUGUCAAUUCCUCGGCUUCGCAUGUGCGUAGCCUGACUCCGAAAGACAUUUUGCAAUCUGAGAGCUCGGCUAAUAAAGAAGAGUUUAAAAAUGUGCAGCGGAGAUUAGUAGAAGCCAGUGGACGCGGAACUCACGAUAGUUGA
This is a messenger RNA of Lodderomyces parapsilosis, 2745 nucleotides long. It is a transcript of the gene PSY2, whose product is annotated as Psy2p. The transcript has a single exon. Gene Ontology annotation, biological process: protein dephosphorylation; DNA damage response. Gene Ontology annotation, molecular function: protein phosphatase activator activity. NCBI's taxonomy places the organism in Eukaryota, Fungi, Ascomycota, Pichiomycetes, Serinales, Debaryomycetaceae. Gene Ontology annotation, cellular component: nucleoplasm; protein phosphatase 4 complex. The coding region runs from base 1 to 2745 and encodes 914 amino acids. The record is from RefSeq and is a predicted model, not a curated record.